CUCAUUCUCAGUUUUUGAAUUAUUUUUUUAAUAAUAAAAAAAGAAAAUGGAUGAUAACAUAGCUAGGAUUGUUGAUAUAGCUGUAGAUUUAGCGGAACCUUUACUGGAUUUAGCUGAGUUAUUUCCUGCUGAACGACCGGAAAUAACUCGAAAUGAAAAUUAUUAUGAGGUAACAAUUCCCAACUACAGUGAUACUCAGUUUCAAGAGCAUUUCCGCAUGUCAAGAGAAACGUUUGAGGUUUUGUUACAAAGAGUACAACAGUUUGUUGAAGUUACUCGAAUACCUCUUAGAAAAAAAUUAUUGUUUACCUUAUGGACUAUUAGUAAACAAAACAGUUUUCUGGAAGCAGGUGAUCGAUUUGGUUUUGCAAAAAGCUCAGGACAUGGCAUUUUUAUUGAAAUGAUUAGAGUGCUUGGUCAAAUGUGCCAGACAUAUAUUAAUUGGCCAAAUUUAGAAGCACAAAUGCACAUAGCUAAUGUGUUUCAGCGUCGCUCUCAUGGCAUUCCAGGUAUAGUAGGAGCAAUUGAUGGAUGUCACAUACAAAUAAAACAGCCAGAAGGAAAUGCCUUUGACUAUUACAAUAGAAAAGGUAUGCAUUCAGUCAUCUUGCAAGGUAAAUAUUCUAGGUAUAUAUAGUGAACUGCACCAUAUAAUAAACAUUUAUUGUC
Molecule: messenger RNA, 669 nt
Organism: Diabrotica balteata
Lineage: Eukaryota; Metazoa; Arthropoda; Insecta; Coleoptera; Chrysomelidae
Source: the annotation of a GenBank genome assembly